This is a messenger RNA of Cornus florida, 2217 nucleotides long. Its product is annotated as pelargonidin 3-O-(6-caffeoylglucoside) 5-O-(6-O-malonylglucoside) 4'''-malonyltransferase-like. NCBI's taxonomy places the organism in Eukaryota, Viridiplantae, Streptophyta, Magnoliopsida, Cornales, Cornaceae. The transcript has 4 exons. The record is from RefSeq and is a predicted model, not a curated record. Gene Ontology annotation, biological process: transmembrane transport. Gene Ontology annotation, molecular function: transmembrane transporter activity. Gene Ontology annotation, cellular component: membrane. The coding region runs from base 120 to 2189 and encodes 689 amino acids.
UAUACAUCAUUAUAAAUUGGCAUUCUCUUUCUUUGGGUCUAAACAUUCAUCCAAACUUGCACAUUCCAACCAUCAAAACACAAAACACAAACUGAUCGAUCAGCUUAAGAAAAGCUACAAUGGAGGUUCAAAUCUUGUCCAGGAAGUUGAUAAAACCAUCAUCUCCAACUCCAGAUCACCUUAGAACCUACAAGUUAUCCUUCUUUGAUCAGCUGGCUCCUCCGGCACACGUGCCAUUCUUUUUCUUCUACUCUGCACGUGCAGCUACCAACACCGCCAAAGAUAUAAACAUACACAAACAGUUGGAAACAUCAUUAUCCCAGACCUUGACUCGCUUUUAUCCGCUAGCAGGAAGAUAUAUAAAAGAUGAGCUUUUGAUCGAUUGUAACGACGAAGGGGUUGCAUAUUUGGAGGCCCAUGCGAACUGUGAGCUCUCUGAAAUUGUUGGCGAAAGGCUUCCGAUUCAUCUUGCAGAUCAUUCUGUGCCACGGGACAUUGGGGCAGCGACUCUAGUCACUAGCCCGAUUGUAGGUAUACAAGUCACACGGCUUAAAUGCGGAGGUGGUGUGACGUCCAUGCCAUCUUUCUUUGAAGAGUUCUUCCCAUCCAUUAACCGGAAGGAGAAGCUUGAAACUGGAACAAAUCAGUACUGUAAAUUCGACAGCGAAACACCGACCAUGUUUACAUCAUCACUGUAUUUUGCUUCUCUUAUCGCCUCCUCCAUUGCCUCCGUCGUCACCCGGGAAAUCGGACGAAGGUGGUCGAUGCUCUUUGGUGGAUUUCUCUUCUGUGCUGGUGCUAUUUCAAUGGCUUCGCUAAAAAUGUCGUACUUAAGAAAAGCUACAAUGGAGGUUCAAAUCUUGUCCAGGAAGUUGAUAAAACCAUCAUCUCCAACUCCAGAUCACCUUCGAACCUACAAGUUAUCCUUCUUUGAUCAGCUGGCUCCUCUGGCACACGUGCCAUUCUUGUUCUUCUACACUGCACCUGCAGCUACCAACACCGCCAAAGAUAUAAACAUACACAAACAGUUGGAAACAUCAUUAUCCCAGACCUUGACUCGCUUUUAUCCGCUAGCAGGAAGAUAUAUAAAAGAUGAGCUUUUGAUCGAUUGUAACGACGAAGGGGUUGCAUAUUUGGAGGCCCAAGUGAACUGUGAGCUCUCUGAAAUUGUUGGAGAAAGGAUUCCGACUCGGCUUGUAGAUCAUUUUGUGCCACGGGACAUUGGGGCAGCGACUCUAGCCACUAGCCCCAUUGUGGGUAUACAAGUCACACUGCUUAAAUGCGGAGGUAUCGUUCUCACUGUACACGCUUCACAUAUCAUCGCUGAUGGCUUCACGAUGAGUACUUUUGUACAUGAAUGGGCCAUUACGAACGGACUGGAUGAUACCAGUAAAGUGCUAAAAUGGCCUAGUUUCGACUUGGCUGCUCUUUUUCCGGCUAGAGAUUUAUCAGGAGUACUGAAGCCUCAGCCACCACCAAAGAACACCGGAUCAGCUGCUAAGAUUGUCACGAGAAACUUCGUGUUUGAAGGCAAAACAAUAUCGGACUUGAAGGCCAAGUGCAUGCUCGAAGUUGGUGGUGGUGGUACUGAAGUACUAGUACGCCAACCUUCAAAGCUGGAGGUUGUAACAGCAUUGAUAUGGAGGGUCCUCAUCAAUGUUGCCCGUGCAAAACACGGCCAAUUGAGGGACUCCGUGGUGUCCAUUCCAGUAGGGUUACGAGGAAGAACCGGUGUGGUGACACCAGAGUGCUCUUUCGGGAACUUCUACAUGUUAGUUCCGAUCAAAUUUAAGUCGGACACGAGCAACAUGGAGUUGCAUGAUUUGGUUGGCCUAGUAGGCAAUACGAUACAAAAAAAUCUUACGGAUUUUGCAAAAAUUACAAGUGGUGAUGAUGUUUUCUCGAAUGUGAUCAAGUUUGUGAAUGAAAUUCGAGAAGGAAUGUGUGAUGAGAAUGUGGAAGUUCGUUCAUUUACAAGCAUGUCCAAGUUCCCUGUGUAUGAAGCUGAUUUCGGUUGGGGGAAGCCAAGUAGGACGUUUGGUAGUGUGAAUAUGCCAUUUGAAUUGUUUUCUUUAUUGGAUACCAAAUGUGGCACUGGAAUUGAAGCAUGGGUGAGCUUGAACGAAGUGGACAUGUUGAAAUUUGAAUGUGAUCCGGACAUUCUGACUUUCACUUUCUCGCCAAAGUAGCAUCAGCAUUCAAGGGGCUAUUGAAACA